Manihot esculenta (cassava) is the source of this 2171-nucleotide messenger RNA. RefSeq lists its product as uncharacterized. The transcript is spliced from 7 exons. The record is from RefSeq and is a predicted model, not a curated record. Gene Ontology annotation, molecular function: protein binding. The coding region runs from base 138 to 1829 and encodes 563 amino acids. NCBI's taxonomy places the organism in Eukaryota, Viridiplantae, Streptophyta, Magnoliopsida, Malpighiales, Euphorbiaceae.
CGAUAUAUAAUAGUCGAAGCCAGCAAACCCUGUGAUUUCUCUGGCGCUCGCCGAGAGCAAGGGUACUGUUCUGUACAAAGGAAAUAUCAAACAAAGAUACGAACGAUUGCCGUUUCUCUGGGAGAGGGGCAGCGAUUAUGAGCGCGCCUCGUCCGAUUCUCAAAAAGCCAAAACUAGAACUAGACGACGGCAACAACGACGACCGACAACUAGUAAGAAAACCGAAUUCGAUGUCCGAAGAAGAGAACGGUGGAGGAGGAGAAGAGGAAGCCACCAGCAGAGAAGAGCAAGAGGAGGCUUUGGUUGCGUUGAUCGAUCACCGUACUCGUGAAGUUGAACAUCUCAAGACACGUAUCUCCUAUUAUAAAUCUCAGCUCCAGCAAGCAGAGAAAAGGUUGCAUGAAACAGAAGCUCGAUUGGCUCGCAUUAGGGGACAAAGCAAUGCAGCUCCAUCUAAAGCUUCUAUGGGAAAUGGAACUAAAAGUGCAAAGAUGGAGUGUAGAUCAACCAGUCCUAUCCAUACCAUUGAAGGUGCUCCUAGGAACCAGCCUCAAUUGAGAACUGAACUCCUGAUUCCUGCUGCAAAUCCAAAAAUUUCACAACCUAUAAAAUUGGCAGGGUCCAGUACAAAAUUGUCUGUUGGUUCUGGUGCUCAAUCCAGUCCCUCCAUCCACACUAAUACAGUUCCAAAAUUAAAAGCAGAAAAAUCUUACAGAAGUUCUCCUGAUGCAGAAGUUAAUGAAAUUCAGGAUAGAGGAACAAAAAGGAAGCUUGAACAGAAAGAACAUAAGGAGUUGAUUCCAUUGAUACGAAGUAGCUCUUCUCCAUGCACAAUCCGCUGCCAUACAAGUAAUCACAUCUCUAGUCAGCAUAAGAGAAAGUUGAGAAGUCUUGUUCUUUGUCCAGUAAAUGAUCAACUGUUUGCGACCAGUGCUUUGGAUGGAAUGGUCAACUUAUGGCAACUUCAAUCUCGGGGAUCAGGUGCCUCUCUUCUCAGUUCCACUGAUUGUAUGUCUUCAAAGCAUAGGCGGUGGCCAGAAGAUAUGGCUUGGCACCCACUGGGGAACAACCUAUUAUGUACUUACAGUGCUGAUGGUGGGGAUUCUCAGAUAUCAAUUCUAAAUUUGAAUAAAACACAAGGGAGGGCCCGUGUGACGUACUUAGAGGAGAAGCCUCAUGUCAAGGGUAUAAUUAACAGCAUAAUGUUCAUGCCCUGGGAAAAUGCCUGUUUUGCUACGGGUGGUAGUGAUCACGCCGUUAUACUUUGGAAUGAGAAAGAUACUGAGAAUUUAUGGAAGCCAAAGCAAUUGCAUAGGAAUAUGCAUUCUUCAGCUGUCAUGGGAAUUGCUGGAUUGCAACAAAAGCAUGUAGUUCUGUCGGCUGGUGCAGACAAAAAAAUUAUAGGGUUUGACGUUCAGGUAGGGAGAGCAGACUUCAAGCAUCAACUAGAUAGUAAAUGCAUGAGUGUUCUGCCUAAUCCAUGCGAUUUCAAUCUAUUCAUGGUUCAGACAGGGACUCCUGAGAAGCAGCUGAGAUUGUUUGAUAUAAGACUUAGGCAGACAGAGCUUCACUCUUUUGGGUUUAAGCAAGAAAGCAGUGACUCUCAGUCAGCUUUGAUCAAUCAGGCUUGGUCUCCUGAUGGUUUGUACCUGACAUCUGGUUCAGUAGAUCCUGUGAUCCACCUAUUUGAUAUCAGGUACAAUUCUCACAAGCCAUCCCAAUCUGUAAGAGCUCAUCAGAAACGGGUUUUUAAAGCAGUAUGGCAUUACUCUCACCCACUUCUGAUUUCUAUAUCUUCUGAUCUGCACAUUGGGUUGCACAAGAUAUAGCAGUUUUGUGAACAUUUUGGGCCUGUAAAGGCAGUUUCUUCAAUAGCUCGUUUUGCAUUUUGAUGCUCCUUGUUUCAAUUUGAGGUGAAAGAAAUAUAAGACAAGCCUUUGGAGAAUGGCUUGUCUGAGAACAUGAUUUGGCAUAUUUUGCCUUUGAGAUGUAGGAAAAACGAUCCAAAAAUUUUGAACUAGUUGCAAACAGAUAGAUGUUAGCGUUGGUCCUCUAUAUAUGUUCUAUAGGUAGACGCUUGCAACAAACCAGCAGUAUAAUGCUUGUAAUUUUGUUGAGCACUUUUUUGGUUGUAAACUCGUAAGAAUCAAUUGAUUACCUCCUUCGUAACA